AUGACGCCACCUGGACGUGCAAUCAGUCACACUCGAUUCACCCUUCUGCUUUGGCUAGGUGGCAUGCAUGCGUUACCAACUCCACAGCAACAGACGGAGCCCGAUGCUAUCGAAGGUACUUCAAGUGCCAGCGCAUCUGCGACUUCCAUGACAAGCUCCACAUCAGGGAUUAGCAAUGCCGAGCUCAUCGGUUACGCUGCUGCAGGCAUCGCUGUACUACUCGCAAUCGCCGUUGGAGGCAUCAUCUGGAACAAGCGUCGCAAGCGAAAGACGGCGGUUGCGGCGGAGAGCGAACCCCCGCAGGGGAAUUCGCCCAGAAAAGAGUCGUUCGACUCGUCUGUAGAUGAGGAGCCUCAUAAAGCCUCGCAUGAGCCCGUCACCCCUGUCGUUGGUCAAAACUUAGCAGGACGAGGCGUGCAAGCGAAUGGCGGGAUGUUGAAGCACCAGCUUGUACCAGCAAAGGUCGUUCGCAAGUACAAGCGGGAUGAAAACGUCGAGUAUUCGAGCAAAGAAGAGCAGCCGACACAACGAUCCAGACGAGAACGUCGUUUGCGAAAGAAGAGUGACGACCGUAAACACCGGAGGCAAAGCGAGAGUUCUGAUUCUGAAACAGAAUCUUGUACAGACGAAUCCGUUCGCAGCAAGCGAAGGUGA
Messenger RNA from Filobasidium floriforme, 654 nucleotides. RefSeq lists its product as uncharacterized. NCBI's taxonomy places the organism in Eukaryota, Fungi, Basidiomycota, Tremellomycetes, Filobasidiales, Filobasidiaceae. The coding region runs from base 1 to 654 and encodes 217 amino acids. The transcript is spliced from 2 exons. The record is from RefSeq and is a predicted model, not a curated record.